Messenger RNA from Arctia plantaginis, 957 nucleotides. The record is from the annotation of a GenBank genome assembly. NCBI's taxonomy places the organism in Eukaryota, Metazoa, Arthropoda, Insecta, Lepidoptera, Erebidae.
AUGGCUUCUAAAGUAUCAAUGGUUAAGUUCCAUAAUGGCUGCGAGUGUCCAAUUCUAGGGAUCGGCACCUGGAAGUCGAAGGUCGGGGAGGUGACGCAGGCGGUGAAGGACGCUAUUGAUAUCGGUUACCGUCACAUCGACUGCGCGUUCGUCUACGGCAACGAGAAGGAAGUUGGAGAAGCCAUCACGGUCAAGAUCAAUGAUGGCACUGUUAAGAGAGAAGAUCUGUUCAUCACGUCGAAGUUAUGGAACACAUUUCACCGCCCAGACCUGGUCCGCGGAGCUCUCCAGGCGACCUUAACAAACUUGAACCUUAAAUAUUUGGACUUAUACCUCAUUCACUGGCCUCAGGCCUACAAGGAGGAUGGUCCGCUGUUCCCUUCCGACGAGUCAGGCAAGAUAUUGUUCUCUGAUGUGGACUACGUUGAUACAUGGAAGGCGAUGGAGAAGCUCGUCGAUGAAGGUCUCGUCAAGAGCAUCGGUAUUUCCAACUUCAACUCAAAACAAAUCGUCCGGUUGCUGGAGCACGCUACCAUCAAACCCGUCACUAACCAGAUAGAAUGUCACCCUUACCUGAACCAGAAACGUCUCAAAGACUUCUGCGAAGAGCGUGGCAUCAAGAUCACGGCGUACUCGCCGCUCGGCUCGCCCGACCGGCCCUGGUCCCAGCCCGGGGACCCGCAGCUCAUGGACGACAACAAACUAAAGGCUAUCGCUGAAAGACUCGGCAAGACCACCGCUCAAGUACUUAUCAGGUACCAAAUAGACCGCGGUAACAUUGUGAUCCCCAAGUCGGUGACCAAGUCCCGUAUAGCGAGCAACUUCGACGUGCUGGACUUCAAGCUGUCGCAGGAGGACAUGGCGCUCAUCGACUCCUUCGACUGCAACGGACGCAUGGUGCCCAUGAAUGCUUCCCUGGGCCACAAAUAUCAUCCAUUCGAGAACGAGGAGUUCUAA